GAGGAGUUCGCUGUUAAGAAGUAAAAGAGAGAGAGUGAUGCUGUUGCUAGGGAACAGGGAAUAGUGAAAAUGAGCCGUCCAUCUUCGGGAGCAAAAACAGAGAGCUGUUCUGUAAGCCUGGGAAAAUAAACCCUGCGCUAUCAUAAGGUGAGGUUUCUUUCUCUCGUUAUGUAGUCAAAAAGAAACUCAGAGCAGGAGCGGAGAAAGCGGAGGGCCCAGGUGAGAUUACGUAAUCAUCACAUCAGCACUUGGUGGCUGCUGGUGCAGAGGGACUGUGACUGUCGCCUGGCAAGCGAGCCCUGAUCCCUGACGGUGAUGAAGCUGUCGGACGCAGACCCGUGCUGGACGCAGGAGGCAGAGGAGGCAAAAGCAUCCGGAUUCACUUCAUCUGGAUGAAGUCAGCAGCGUCGGGAUUCUGAGCAGAGGAGAGCAUCAGGGAGCAGACAGGAUAGACACAGCGCUCGUCUCCUCGCCCAGACACACACCCACACACCCGCCCCAAAUCUAGCUGUGACACUCUGUCUGUCCGGAGAAGGAAAAAGGAAGAGAGAUAGCAAUAGAUGUGACUUCCUCGUCCUACACAAGCGAACCAUUAUGGAUUUAAGCAUGGCAAAAAAACAAGUCCAAGCCUGAGCGAAAGGGAACACACACACACACACACACACACAGGACAGAGGAGAACAGAAGGAGAACAGAGAGCAGUGAACACACACAGAGAGAGGUGUAUUUCUGGUGUGAGUAUCCUUUGUGCAGUGCGACCAGCCCGCGCCUCUGGACAGGAGGAUGGGAACGACAGAAGCCACUCUCCGCAUGGAAAACCUGGAGGUGAAGGAUGAGUGGCAGGAUGAAGAUUUCCCACGGCCUUUGCCGGAGGAUGGAGAUCUUGAUGGCCUUACUGAUAAUCACACAUCUCCCUCUGGCUGUCUGCAAGGAGAUCAUGGAGGCUCAGCAGCUCAGAGUAAACGGAGGACACUCAUCGCCCCAGACAUAAACCUGUCCUUGGACCGGAGCGAAGGCUCUCUCCUGUCUGAGGACAUCCUGGACACUCCAGACGAUCUGGACAUUAACGUAGAAGACAUGGACACGCCAGACGAUACAGACUCCUUGGAGUUCAUCACCAGCGGCAACGAAUUGGAGUGGGAAGAUGACGCGCUUGUGGCACGAGCUAAAGUGGGUCCGGGUGCUGGCUCGGGUCAGGGGGGUGAGGAGGCAGAUGAGACUCGCCUCUGGAGGACUGUCAUCAUUGGAGACAAAGAGCACCGGAUAGACAUGCAGGUCAUCAGGCCAUAUCUGCGCGUGGUCACUCAUGGAGGCUAUUAUGGAGAAGGUCUGAAUGCCAUCAUUGUGUUUGCGGCCUGCUACCUCCCGGACAGUGGCUGUGCCGACUACCAUUACAUCAUGGAGAACCUCUUCCUGUAUGUGAUCAGCAGUUUGGAACUACUGGUAGCUGAGGACUAUAUGAUCAUAUACAUGAAUGGAGCGACUCCACGCAGGAGGAUGCCUGGCAUCAGCUGGCUCAAGAGAUGCUACCAGAUGAUUGAUAGAAGGUUAAGGAAGAAUCUCAAAUGUCUGAUUAUUGCACACCCAUCCUGGUUCAUUCGGACGGUUCUGGCCAUCUCACGCCCUUUCAUUAGUGUGAAGUUCCUGGAUAAGGUUCGAUAUGUGCAGAGUCUGGAGGAGUUGGCGCAAAUCGUCCCUAUGGAGCACGUGCAGAUCCCUGAGUGUGUGCUGCAGUAUGAUGAGGAGCAUCUCAAGGCCCAGACAGAAAGGCUUGUAGAAGACCAGAGACAGACUGAUAAAUCUGUGGCAGAAAGGCCCACAUCGGUAGCUGCAGAGGCUUGUCCCUGACUUUAGUUCAUCACUUUAGCAAAGGAAAAAGAGGUGUGCAAGCUUUCUUCUUCUAAUGCAACAGCCGAUUUCUACAAUGCAGCAAUCCAUCAUCAUCAUCAUCAUCAUCAUCAUCAUCAUCAUUCUUCUGUCUGAAAACAAGCCAUUAAGAGACAUUAUAUAUGCAAUAAGUGGCCCCUUUAAUAGGAAAUUAUUUUUUUUUUUUUUCAUUUUGCUGAUCUCCUGUAGGCUGAAGAUUGGAAAAUACUGGCCUUUUUCUGCUUAACACAGUUGUGCAUAGUUGUUGAGUUGUCAUAGUGUACAAACCAAUGUGGUCAUUUUCUCUGAACUAAACAGAAAUGUUUUUCCUACAGCAAAACUGAAAGUCACAGGGUUUAGUAUUUUUUCUGUAAUCUAGGAACCCCAACCUAUUGCCACCAACAACAAUCAUGCCUUUAUCAAAGAUCAGAUUUCACCAAAUGUUCGAUUACCUAAAGCAUGGAAACUCUUGCCUUGACUUAUCAAUUGCUAAAUGAGAAGAUUGCAUUAUGCAGAGCAGGCAUACAGACCUUCCUAUUAAAGUGGCCGAGAAGCAUUUCCUGAAGAACAUGAAGAACGACACGUUUCUGAAAAGACAAUGGACUAUUGGACUCACCUAAAAAGCACAGAAACAAUUAGACAUCGAUCUUAACCCAGUCUCAUCCUUAUUCAGAAGACAUUUUUGGUGGAACUGCAGUGUAGAAAUGAUGUGGAGAAGAUUAGCGUGUUUGUGUGAUGCACAGGUUCUGUUGCACUAAUUGCUCAAAUGUCUAAAUUCAAUAAUAUACACAGUAAGUGAGUUAUCUUGUCCAGCGCAUCAUCAUCAUCAUCAUUCCAGACAUCAUUCACACCAGCAGAACUACUUUGCUACUGUAAUAAAAAGCAUAAAUGAAAUCCAGCAUUCAUGUAAAAUAUUCUGUAAAAUACAGAAUAGGAGUUCUGCAUACUGUAAAAUAUGAUUCUUUCUGAUCCUUUUUCUGUACAAGUGUUCCCUUUAUAGCAAAACAUAACACCUAUAACACUCAUUGCAGGCUUUUAUGCUCUAGAGCUCAUGUAUUAAUGCAUUCCUAAAAACACCUCAUGGAUGUAAUAAUUAAAAUAAUUGCACUAGUUCUCAGUAGUGAAUGUUAGCUUACGAUUAUCUCAAGCAUAUUUAUUUCCUUCCAUCACAUGCACUAACUGCAGGAUUUAUAAAAUUUCCAUGAUGCGUCUGAGGAUUCGUUAUUCAUUCCGUUGAUUCAGAAGGGAUAUUUUAAAAUCCUGUAGCCAUGUUGUUGUAUAUAAUGAUCAUACUGUACAGUGCAUUGUAAGUAUAAUGUUUGUAUCACAAUGUGUUUUUUGUUUCAUAUGUAAGGUUUUGUGUAAACGUUGUGACAAUGGUUGUUAAAGUAAA
Messenger RNA from Clarias gariepinus (North African catfish), 3259 nucleotides. RefSeq names its product ATCAY kinesin light chain interacting caytaxin b (gene atcayb). NCBI's taxonomy places the organism in Eukaryota, Metazoa, Chordata, Actinopteri, Siluriformes, Clariidae. The record is from RefSeq and is a predicted model, not a curated record. Gene Ontology annotation, biological process: apoptotic process. The coding region runs from base 784 to 1848 and encodes 354 amino acids. The transcript has 13 exons. Gene Ontology annotation, cellular component: cytoplasm.